Molecule: messenger RNA, 1050 nt
Organism: Trichoderma harzianum CBS 226.95
Lineage: Eukaryota; Fungi; Ascomycota; Sordariomycetes; Hypocreales; Hypocreaceae
Exons: 2
Coding region: 1-1050 (349 amino acids)
Source: RefSeq, a predicted model, not a curated record
AUGACCAUCUCCUAUUCGGAAUAUGACAAUGACGAAGCGAUUACCGGCUUCUUUACGAAGACCUCAGCAGCCCGUUCUGCAUGCGACGCUCGAGCAAUAGAACUCGUCGGAGGCAGCAUCGUCCCUGUCGAAGCGCAGGGCGCCUGUAGCUAUUCUGUCUAUGCUGGGCCUGACCUUGAAUAUGUCGUCCAAUUCCGGCUCAAGUCCCUAAAGCUCAAGACCGAGACUACCGCACUGGCACGCAAGAUAUACGGAGCUCUAGCGCCGAAGGUCUCAUUCAAAGGCGAAAUGGGGGAUAAUAUCGAAGGGAAAGAGUCUCUUUAUGUAUACGUGAUGUGCCGUAUACAGGGAAUCGCCCACUUAGACUUCAUCUUGGCACAUGGCUUUCCCGAGAACUCGCAAGAAAACUUUACCCGGCGCAAGACCUUUAUGAUAGAUAUAGCACGUUUCUUUGCAAUCUCGUGGAAAACUCCCCAGAGAGUCGACUCUGCGUAUCGAGACCAACUAGGUCAGACAUAUACCAAAGAGCUAGGACUUUUGCUCUCUGCCUUGCCAAGUCGAUUCCAUGCCAUAAUCGAGCAUUGUAUCAGGUCGAUGGAUGACGUUCUGUCCUUACCAAUGGUACUUCUCCACCAAGACUUGAGCACCUGCAACAUCAUGGUCGACGAGACGUCAUGUCACCUGGUUGGCGUCAUUGACUGGGCAGAAGCUGAGAUCUGCCCGUUUGGGCUAAACCUUGACACUCUGCAAGCCUUUGCAGGCAAGCUCCAUCUUCGGGACGGCUGGUCACGUUAUCAAGAUUACGCCGACUUACAGAAUACAUUUUGGGACGUUUUCACGGAGGAGGUGGGAGGCUUGGCGGAGGACAAGAUACAAGCCAUCAAGCUGGCGAGGAUCACAGGCUUACUGCUUUCUCAUGGCUUCACCAGACGGCUUGCAAAUGAGCCCCCUGCCGUCCCAAUUGGUGACGAUGAGCAUGGGCGCUACAACAUGCUAUCUCUAGACGGGUUCCUGAUCAAUCCAGCAACCCGGUUCGAGGAUCUUGCUUGA